Chaetura pelagica (chimney swift) is the source of this 1085-nucleotide messenger RNA. RefSeq names its product prolactin releasing hormone receptor (gene PRLHR). Gene Ontology annotation, biological process: G protein-coupled receptor signaling pathway. The coding region runs from base 27 to 1061 and encodes 344 amino acids. Gene Ontology annotation, cellular component: plasma membrane; neuron projection. The record is from RefSeq and is a predicted model, not a curated record. Gene Ontology annotation, molecular function: neuropeptide Y receptor activity; neuropeptide binding. The transcript has a single exon. NCBI's taxonomy places the organism in Eukaryota, Metazoa, Chordata, Aves, Apodiformes, Apodidae.
UGCCGGCAGACAACAAAAGGGGGGAAAUGAUGAAUUCAGACAAUUUAACUUCCCAAAGCUUCCUCUCUGCCAUCCACAGCAACGCCAGCAAUUUAUUCUCAGGGCUCCAGUUUGUUCAGUCCUUCAAGCCGCUCAUCAUCCCCUGCUACUCACUAGUGGUUUUUAUUGGUGUCAUUGGGAACUACCUGCUCAUUUAUGUUAUCUGCAAGACUAAAAAAAUGCACAACGUCACCAACUUCCUGGUAGGCAACCUGGCUUUCUCAGACAUGCUCAUGUGUGCAACCUGCGUGCCCCUGACCCUCGCCUAUGCCUUUGAGCCCAGAGGGUGGGUGUACGGGCGCUUCAUGUGCUACUUUGUUUUCCUGAUGCAACCUGUCACUGUGUUUGUGUCUGUCUUCACCUUGACUGUCAUAGCUGUGGACAGGUACUAUGCCAUGGUGUACCCCUUCCGCAGGAGGCUCACAAUCCCCCUCUGUGCUUAUAUCCUGGCUGCCAUUUGGCUGCUGAGCUGUACCUUGGCUGCCCCUGCCCUGGUGCACACCUACCAUGCUGAGUUCCCAGAGCUGGACUUCUCGAUCUGCGAGGAGUUUUGGUUCCACAUGAAAAGAGAUCGUUUGGCUUAUGCCUACAGCACCCUUAUCAUCACCUAUGUACUGCCACUGGCUGUCAUUUCCCUGUCCUACCUGAGGAUCUCAGUCAAGCUGAAAAACCGUGUGGUCCCAGGCAACGUCACCCAGGGCCAAGCUGAGUGGGACCGAGCAAGGAGGAGAAAGACCUUUCGCUUGCUGGUCUUAGUGGUGGCAGCCUUUGGAGUCUGCUGGCUGCCUCUGCACAUCUUUAACAUGAUAAAGGACAUAGACAUCAGCUUGAUUGACAAGCAGUAUUUCAACUUCAUCCAGCUGCUGUGCCACUGGUUUGCAAUGAUGUCUGCUUGUACCAAUGCCUUCCUCUAUGCCUGGCUCCAUGACAGCUUCAGGAGGGAGCUAAAGAAAAUGUUUGCCUGGAGAAAGAAGAAAAUUGGACCCACUACAAACUGCAUUAUGGCCAGUGUGGUGCUGUGAACAAGAGCUGGUGGGAGUGCACUU